Messenger RNA from Trichechus manatus latirostris (Florida manatee), 1085 nucleotides. RefSeq names its product MAX dimerization protein 4 (gene MXD4). Gene Ontology annotation, molecular function: DNA-binding transcription factor activity, RNA polymerase II-specific; RNA polymerase II cis-regulatory region sequence-specific DNA binding; protein dimerization activity. The record is from RefSeq and is a predicted model, not a curated record. Gene Ontology annotation, biological process: regulation of transcription by RNA polymerase II. The coding region runs from base 135 to 764 and encodes 209 amino acids. The transcript has 6 exons. NCBI's taxonomy places the organism in Eukaryota, Metazoa, Chordata, Mammalia, Sirenia, Trichechidae.
GGCUCGGGCGGGCGGCGAGCGGGGCCGCCAGGAGCGGGCCGGGUGGAGCGGGAGUACCAGGAGCGGGCCGGAGCGGGCCGGGCCGGUCAGGCCGCCGCUGUCCCGGGAGCGUGGCGGGCGGCGGGCGCGUGAGGAUGGAGCUGAACUCCCUGCUGAUCCUGCUGGAGGCGGCCGAGUACCUGGAGCGCAGGGACCGAGAGGCUGAGCACGGCUACGCUUCGGUGCUGCCCUUCGACGGCGACUUCGCCAGGAAGAAAACAAAGGCGGCCGGCCUGGUGCGCAAGGCCCCGAACAACAGGUCUUCACACAAUGAGCUGGAGAAGCACAGACGAGCCAAGCUCAGGCUCUACCUGGAGCAGCUCAAGCAGCUGGUGCCGUUGGGUCCCGACAGCACACGCCACACCACGCUGAGCCUGCUGAAGCGCGCCAAGAUGCACAUCAAGAAACUAGAGGAGCAGGACCGUCGGGCACUGAGCAUCAAGGAGCAGCUACAGCAUGAGCACCGCUUCCUGAAGCGGCGCCUGGAGCAGCUGUCGGUGCAGAGCAUGGAGCGCGUGCGCACGGACAGCACGGGCUCCGCCAUCUCCACGGACGACUCCGAGCAAGAAGUUGACAUAGAGGGCAUGGAGUUUGGCCCAGGCGAGCUGGACAGUGUUGGCAGCAGCAGUGAUGCAGACGACCACUACAGCCUGCAGAGUGGGGGCUCCAGUGAUGGCAGCUACGAAUCCCCCUGCCGGCGGCCUGGCCGCCCUGGCCUCUCGUAGGUCCAGUGCCCUCGGCCUGCCUGCCCACCCGGCCAAGCGUUUCAGCCCUCCAGUCCUCCCUGUGACCGAUACCAGCCUUCUCCACGGCCCACUGCUGUGCCAUUCUGGAAGCCCCAGCUGCCGCCUGGGCUGCCUGCUGACCACCUGCCUGCCUGCCAGCCAGGGCCCACCGAGCCGCCCGCCCCUCCCAGCUGGGCAGGGCCCCCUGCAGGGAGGCAGGGCCCUGCUCCCCCAUCCCAGGGAGCCCAGCGUAGCCGCCCACGGUCUGUUUUCAGAAUCCUAAUCAUUCCAGAAGUAUUAAAUGUCAUUGCUGCAAACCUC